AUGUCGAUGCUGGCUGAGCGUCGGCGGAAGCAGAAGUGGGCUGUGGACCCAAGAAACACUGCGUGGAGUAACAAUGACUCCAAGUUUGGCCAGAGGAUGCUGGAGAAGAUGGGGUGGUCUAAAGGCAAGGGUUUAGGGGCUCAGGAGCAAGGAGCCACUGAUCAUAUUAAAGUUCAAGUCAAAAAUAACCACCUGGGACUAGGAGCUACUAUCAAUAACGAAGACAAUUGGAUUGCUCAUCAAGAUGAUUUUAACCAGCUUCUGGCCCAGCUGAACACUUGCCAUGGGCAGGAAACAACAGACUCCCCAGACAACAAGGAAAAGAAGUCUUUCAGUCUUGAGGAGAAGUCCAAAGUCUCCAAAAACCGUGUUCACUAUAUGAAAUUCACAAAAGGGAAGGAUCUCUCAUCUCGGAGCCAAACAGAUCUUGACUGCAUUUUUGGAAAAAGACAGAAGAAGAAGACUCCUGAGGACCACCCCAGCCCGUCUGCCACGGAGGAGACGGACACCUCCCGCACGACCACCAGCGCCUUCACCAUCCACGAGUACUUUGCCAGGCGCAUGGCGGAGCGGAAGAGCAAGGCGCAAGGCGUGGCUGCAGGGCCUGAGGCUUCAGAGACCCCAGUGGGAAGGAAAGGGGGGAAGAAGAGAAAGAAAGAGGCAAAAGGUAAAAAUGUGGACGACGACAUCCAACCUAAGGCCAAGAAGAAGAGAAACCAAGUGGAAUGUGAGCUGGGAGACCCUCGCUGGGACGAGAAUCCUGGGGCUUCAGCUGGGGCUGGAGAGGGUCGCGUGGGGCCACUCGACGAGCAGGACUCCCCGCCAAAGCCCAAGAAAAGGAAGGAAAAGGAAAGGGGACCAAAGCAGGUUGAGGCAGCAGUGGGUAGUACGCUGGAUGAAACACCAGUGAAAAGGAAGAAAAAGAAGAAAGGUUCCACGUAA
Molecule: messenger RNA, 942 nt
Organism: Rangifer tarandus platyrhynchus (Svalbard reindeer)
Lineage: Eukaryota; Metazoa; Chordata; Mammalia; Artiodactyla; Cervidae
Source: the annotation of a GenBank genome assembly